This is a messenger RNA of Capsaspora owczarzaki ATCC 30864, 1045 nucleotides long. RefSeq lists its product as hypothetical. The transcript has 7 exons. The coding region runs from base 49 to 921 and encodes 290 amino acids. The record is from RefSeq and is a predicted model, not a curated record. NCBI's taxonomy places the organism in Eukaryota, Filasterea, Ministeriida, Capsasporidae.
AUCAUCUCGCUGCUCAGCAGCCAUCGUCAGUCCACUCGGGAGCUCUGGAUGUCCAACCCACUCAAUCCGCAAUCUCUAUCCGACGCCACGUUGGAAUGGAUUUUCGUUGUAGACACGCUCAACUUUUCAUUCUGGCCCGAGGACCCGGCAGUACCAUUCACGGUCGAGUACAAAGACAAGUCCUACACAAACUACUGGUCGCUGUGCGCCGCAAUCAACCGAGCGCUCGAGGAGGGCAUUGCAAUCACCGACCCGGCCUACUAUGCGACAAUCACGAUGGAGCAGCUGCAGCAUGUCUUCCGAUCGUCCACCGCUACGCCAAUUCCAUUGCUGAACGAGCGGCUCGCAGCAUUGCACGAAGCUGGCACCGCACUCGUCGAGCAUUUUGACGGCAAAUUCGCCAACAUGCUUCGCUUGGCCAGCCAUUCUGCGGACGUGUUGAUGCGAGACGUGCUAAAACACAUGCCCAUGUAUCGGGAUCGCGCGGCAUACCAUGGAGUAGAGUUGUGCUUUUACAAGCGGCUUCAAAUCUUGGUGGCCGAUAUCUGGGCCUGCUACGAUGGCAAAGGCGAUGGCUACUUUUCCGACAUUGAUUUGAUCACCAUGUUUGCUGAUUAUCGAGUUCCUCAGGCUUUGGUUCAUUUGGGUGCCCUCGAGUAUUCCCCUGCACUACUUGAGCGACUAAAACGACACGAGCUCAUGUUGUCGGGGGAUCCUGAUGAAGUUGAAAUCCGUGGCUGCUCCAUUUGGGUUGUGGAGCUAAUCCGAGCUCGAAUCGCAGUCAUUUUGCGCGAAGAAGACCCUCGCCGACCUCCUCCGAACGCAAUCCAGAUCGAUUUCUUCCUCUGGGAUUUGGCGCAAGAGUUCCGCGAGCAAAUGAAGCGGGUCCCCAUCCACCUGGUUCGUUCGGCCUUCUACUAAGACAAUGUUGUUUUAGAGCGUGCCAGGUCGAGAUCCCGUUCAUGGAUUGGCUUUUUUGGCAUUGUGCUCUUUCCUAUACCCUUUGUACCAUUAGAUCAGCACAUCAGUGUCAUUUCUUUUCUGA